AUGGGUUUGGAGAUGAGGGCGAUUGUCGUGUGCUUUGGCAGUCUCAGAGGCUCUCCCUAUAGAGAAACUCCUUUGGGCCAUUUUGAAAGCUAUGGAGGGACCCCCUUUUUCCAGGCUCAGAAGAUGUUUAUAGAUGUACCAGAAAAUACAGUGAUACUGGAUGAGAUGACCCUCCGGCACAUGGUUCAGGAUUGCACCGCUGUAAAAACUCAGUUACUCAAACUGAAACGGCUGCUGCAUCAGCAUGAUGAAAGUGGUUCAUUGCAUGAUGUUCAACUCUCCUUGUCAUCUAGUCCAGAACCAGAAGAUGGUGAUCAAAUAUACAAGAAUGAAGAUUUAUUAAAUGAAAUAAAACAACUUAAAGAUGAAAUAAAGAAAAAAGAUGAAAAAAUCCAACUAUUAGAACAUCAGCUUGCAACUCGGUGUAACUGCCAUCAAAAAUCUAAAGAGGAAAAAUGCACAUAUGCUGAUAAAUAUACCCAAACACCCUGGAGAAGAUUUCCUCCUCAAGUACUACAGCCUUCCAGCAGCCUUCCCAGACCCACAGACCACGCCCAGGGAAAACUAGCAAAGCCACAACAUACCGAGGCCCACAGUGAGUGCAUAAUCCAGGGCAUACAUCAGGCUGUUGCACCUCUGGAUGAAAGCUUUACACACGGCUUGCAACAAGAAAGCAGCAGUGGUCUGGAAGACCGGCCUUUUUCAUCAAGCCCACAAUUCACUAAGGAUGUGGUGAAGAGUACACCUUCUGAAGCAGACUUGAACAUGACCAUGAAUGCUCAAGAGCCUUAUCAUUUGGCAAAUAAUCAAAUUAGUGACAUGCAAUUUGUAACCACUUCUCUUCAGACACUUCCCCAGUCAAGUAUAGUAGACCAGGCUAAGAGAGUUGGAAGAAAUCAGUCUUCACCAGAGGGCUACACAUCUCAGCCCAAGUCCUUGAAGCUUUUUAAGCCAUCCAUCUUGAAUUCUGUGGUACCUCCUCCAGUUCCUGAAACAUGUCCAAGUGGGAAUCCCACUUGUAAGAAGUCACCAAUAAUCACACCAUGUAAUUCUGCAAAACUCCAGCCAACAUCUAGUCAAACACAUCUUGCAAAUAAUCCAAAUCCAAAAGCAUCUAAGCUCCGCCCCCCUGCUGGCUCUUUCAAACAAAAACAAAUAAGCAGCCCCCGACUAGAGCCUCAAAACUUCCAGGCCAAGACAAGCAUUCCAAGGCCACUAACAAGAAGAAAAGAAAUCAUGCAGAAUCCUAAUGACAAUUUGAAUUCUGGGGAUUGUUUGGCCUCUAAUCAAUAUUCUCGUCUUCCUAAACCAAAGAUACAUUAAGCAUAGCCACCGCCUGCCAAUUUGUUUUUUUAAAAAACAGUCUGUAAUAGCUUUAUGUGCAGUUUGCUACUGUGAUGGAGGUUCCAUUGAAAGCUUGCAAAUCUAAAAAUUAAAAUGUGGAAGCUUCU
Messenger RNA from Lipotes vexillifer (Yangtze River dolphin), 1451 nucleotides. Its product is annotated as serine-rich coiled-coil domain-containing protein 2-like. Gene Ontology annotation, cellular component: microtubule cytoskeleton. Gene Ontology annotation, molecular function: microtubule binding. The record is from RefSeq and is a predicted model, not a curated record. Gene Ontology annotation, biological process: microtubule bundle formation. The coding region runs from base 1 to 1323 and encodes 440 amino acids. The transcript is spliced from 6 exons. NCBI's taxonomy places the organism in Eukaryota, Metazoa, Chordata, Mammalia, Artiodactyla, Lipotidae.